Prunus armeniaca (apricot) is the source of this 561-nucleotide messenger RNA. The record is from the annotation of a GenBank genome assembly. NCBI's taxonomy places the organism in Eukaryota, Viridiplantae, Streptophyta, Magnoliopsida, Rosales, Rosaceae.
AUGACUAUCUACAAGAGGCAGUUUAUAAGUGCCUUUGACGGCUUCAAAGUCUUAAAACUUCCAUACAAACAAGCAUACGGUGAGAAGAGGCGUUUUUGCAUGUGCUUGUUUCUUCCAGAUGAAAAAGAUGGUCUGCCAGCUCUGGUUGAGAGAGUUUGUUCUGAGCCAGGCUUCUUAGAUCGCCAUAUUCCAUGUUUCAAAGAUGAAGUGGGUAUCGUCAAAAUCCCAAAGUUUAAGAUUACUUCUUGGUUUGAAGUUUGGGGCAUUCUCGAGCAGUUAGGUUUGAAGCUUCCUUUCCACUUGACAGAGAUGGUGGAAGCGCCUCCAGGUCAGGACCUUUUUGUUUCCAAAAUGCUCCAUAAAGCCGUCAUCGAAGUUAAUGAAGAAGGAACGGAAGCUGCCGCUGUUACAGUGACCAGUGCGAGCUUUUCGUUCGCAGCAUGUAAGCCUAGGAAGACGGUAGACUUUGUGGCAGAUCACCCAUUCCUGUUUUUGAUCAGAGAGGAAAUGACUGGAGCGGUGUUGUUCAUUGGGCAGCUGCUCAAUCCUCUUCAAGGCUGA